UGUGUCAAACUGCCUGAGUUUUGGAAGACAGACCCGGAAAUGUGGUUUGCACAGGCAGAAGCACAAUUCAUUUUGGCAAACGUGACAAAAGAUGAUACCAAGUUCUACCAUAUUGUAGCAAAAGUGGAUCAAACAGUGAUAUGCCAUAUUUCCGAUUUGGUAUCGAACCCAGCUGCUCAGGAAAAAUACAAAGCGCUAAAAGAACGUCUAAUAGCACGAUUCGCUUCAUCAUUGGAGGCACGACUUGACAAGCUGCUAGGAGCUUCGGAUCUUGGGGACAUGCGCCCAACACAUUUGUUGGCAAAAAUGCAAGAGGUUGCUGCUGGCCUGAACGUGAACGAAAACUUGCUAAAAAUGCUUUUCCUGCAGAGGAUGCCAAGCAACAUUCGUCCUGUUUUAACCAUCAGUUAUGGGACGCUGGCUAAACUAGCUGAAAUGGCCGAUAAAAUGAUAGAACAACCACAAGCCGCAUCUGUUUCAACACCGUCUUCAUCGGCUGAUGUCGAUCAGACCGAGUACUUAAAAGAGCAAAUCGAAGUUCUCAGCGCCGAAAUACAUCGCCUUAGGGUAAAUUCAGUUCCUCGCAGAAACCGUUCAUCAUCACGGUCCCGGAGCACUAACGAUUUGUGCUGGUACCACCAAAAGUAUGGUACUAAAGCCUUGCGCUGCAAGCAACCCAGCCAGUUUCGUUCAAAAAACUAAAUUCCUGCCUACCUGAAUCGGCUGAGGUAGGCAGAACGUUCUCAAGUCGCCGGAUAUCGAUUCUUGAUUGACACCGGAUCUGACGUGUCGAUAUUACCAGCUACCAGAAAGGAGAAAAUGGGUGGUACAAUUCCAUUUAUGCUACGUGCAGCUAACGGCACAGAAAUCAAAGUGUACUCAACAAAAUUUUUUACGACCAAUUUACGUCUGAGGCGAAAAUUUACGUGGAACUUUCUUGUUGCUGAUGUUAGUCACGCAAUUAUUGGAGCUGAUUUCUUGGCGCACUUUGGGCUGCUUGUCGACCUUAAAAACCGCAUACUGAUCGAUGAAAAAACCUCCCUGCGCUCAACAGGCAGUAUGAUGACUGCAGAUAUUCACAGCAUCACUACUAUAGGUUCCGAACAUUCAUUUCACGAUCUUCUGUCAGAAUAUCGGCAAGUAACACUGCCGACGACAUUUCGUGCUGAAAUUCGGCAUGACGUCACUCACCAUAUUGUGACCAGCGGUCCUCCAGUUGCUUCAAAGGUACGACGGAUGCAUCCUGACAAACUGAAAGCAGCAAAGGAGGAAUUUGCUUUGAUGGCAGGACUGGGCAUCUGUCGACCGUCCAGUAGCAGUUGGGCAAGCCCACUUCACUGCGUGCCAAAAAAAAAACGGCCACUGGAGAUUUGUCGGCGACUAUCGGCAACUUAAUAGCGUUACCAAACCUGACCGUUAUCCAGUACCCCAUGUACACGAUUUGCUGAACUCACUUUGCGGUAAGAACAUUUUUACAACCAUUGAUCUUGAAAGAGCGUAUCAUCAGAUUCCGGUUCAGGAAGCCGAUAUCCCCAAAACCGCUGUUAUAACUCCCUUCGGUUUAUUUGAGUUUACACGAAUGCAGUUCGGCUUGUGUAACGCAAGCCAAACAUUCCAACGUUUCAUGAACAAAAUUUUUCAUGAUCUCGAUUUUGUGACAGUGUUCAUCGAUGACAUUUGCAUAGCAUCAACUUCAAGAGAACAGCAUCGGGAUCAUGUACGCAUUGUACUUGAACGUCUACAGCAGAACGGAUUAGUCAUUAACGUUGCUAAAAGCAAACUUGCUCAAUCACAGGUUGAGUUUCUUGGAUAUUUAGUAAACCAGGACGGAAUUCGACCUCUUCCAUCACGAGUGCAAGCCAUAAGUGAAUAUGCCUUGCCUUCACAAGUUAAAGAGCUUCGUCGGUUUCUGGCUCUAAUUAACGUGUACAAGCGAUUUAUUCCGAAGGCUGUGGAUACCCAACUACAACUCCGCAAGUUGAUACCCAGCAACAGAAAAAAUGACACUAGGAAAAUACAGUGGAACGACGAGUCUAUGUCAGCGUUUAACUCCUGUAAAAAUUCCCUUGCUACAUCCGCUUUAUUAUAUUACCCUGAUUCAUCGAAGGCACUAGCGUUGAUGAUUGACGCAUCCAGUACAGCAGCCGGUGCUGUUCUUCAGCAAUUUUCAGGAAACAUGUGGCAACCACUUGGUUUUUAUUCAGAGAAACUGUCAGAGUCCCAAAAUAAGUACUCAACCUUUGGUCGCGAACUCACUGCCAUGAAGAUGGCAGUAAGAUAUUUUCGUUACUUCUUGGAAGGUCGCAAGUUCACCAUUUUCACUGACCACAAACCGUUAACGCACGCUUUGAGUACUAAUUCCCCUGGCAGACUGCCACACGAAGAAAGGUAUUUACAGUAUAUACCGCAGUUCAGCACAGAUAUUCGUCAUAUUAGUGGAAUGGAAAACGUUGUGGCUGAUGCACUCUCGCGUUUCGAAUCUGUAUCAGCUGUGGAUUUAGCAAUAUUAGCUCAGGAUCAAUCUGUCGACAAGGAACUUGCACAACUGAUGCAAUCAACAUCUUUGAAAUUUGAAACAAUGCGAAUCGCAAAUGCUUCUCGUACGAUCUAUUGUGAUGUUUCUAUUCCCAAUCGUUUUCGUCCUUUCGUUCCAGAAAAACAUCGUUUAGCCAUAAUGCAGCAACUGCAUGGCAUGGGUGGCCCGAACUACAAGACGACUCAUUUGCGACAAAUUCGUCUGGCCGGCCAUGAAAAAGGACAUUAAUCUGUUUGUUAAAACGUGUACAAAUUGCCAGCUCUCUAAAGUCACGCGGCACACUGUAUCACCUUUAGGUUCUUUCGACCCUCCAAAGUCAAGAUUCAGACAUAUACACAUUGAUUUAGUUGGCCCUCUUCCACCUUCAAAUGAACAGCGCUACCUGGCCGGAAGCUGUUCCAUUGCCAGAUAUGACUGCGCCAACUGUUGCCCGAGCUAUCACUUCUGGUUGGAAAGCUCGUUAUGGGACCCCCGAGACAAUCACAUCCGACCAGGGCCGUCAAUUCGAGUCGGAGCUGUUUCGGGAGCUGACACAUAUUUUGGGAACUCAUCAUAUUCGUACGACAGCCUACCACCCACAAUCGAAUGGAAUUGUCGAACGGUUUCACCGUACCUUGAAGGCCUCACUGAUGUGCAAAGAAGGCAAACAUUCACGCAAAAGUUGAAGUCUUGUACAAUCAUUGUGUACUCCCGAUUCGCACAAAUGUUGCACAGAAAUCGCACAGUAAAUGUGUGAAACGCAUAACGCAACAGUUGUACUGCGAAUACAUUGACAUAGAAUGAAAUCGGAAUAUGUAUCAUAUACCGACACUUUAUUUCUCACGUCGAGUGUAUUAGUGACUAGACUAGACACAUCACAUACAAUUUGCAGGUUGCUCUUUCGCUUCUCUUUCGGUUCGGAUUGCGACGCGCAAGGCGAUAUCUCGUUGCGUCAAGAAAUGAGCGAAACACCCGUGCUGUACAUGCUUGAUUUAAUACCAGUGUUGUUAGUCUCACUCAUACUGUCGGUGCGUGCUAUUCAGAGGAAUGCAUGAAGAAGAAAAAGUAUCUCGAAAGCGUGUGUGCAAAAGACUUGAAAAGCGUAGCAUAUGUCUCGUCCUCAAGCAGAAAGGAAGAGAAUGGUUUUGCUUCUCGCUCGCUUUGCAAUGCUGCUUGAUACCAGUUGAAACUGUUUAGGUGUAGUAGUUUGGAGCUGCCAAAUACAUUGGAAAAACGCUAGAGCAUUAAUUGCGUUAUGCCCAACACGCAAUCAUUGUACUGGUUCCGAAUUACAUCAACAAUUGCGCUAAAAACGCACAAUUUUGUACUGGUUUCGCACCAUCCAACUUUUGCGUGUUGGGUGGAGGAAUUACCGGUUGUGCUGCUCGGUCUCAGGACUGCAUAUCGCGAAGACCUCAAAUGUUCGUCGGCAGAGCUGGUGUGUGACCAGGCUCUACGCGUCCCGGGAGAAUUUUUCCCUCCAGUGACUAACGUUAGUAGAACAGAUUUUUCAAAUGAUCUUCGACGUGCUCUAGCCGAGCUGCGUACUCCCUCGACAAAGCAGCAUUCCAAACCACGGGUAUUUGUACAUAAAAAGCUAGAAACAUGUACACAUGUAUUCGUUCGUAUCGAUGCAGUAAAACGUUCGCUGCAAAGACCAUAUGAGGGACCAUACCAAGUGAUCAAUCGUGGCACGAAGCACAUUGAUGUACUUAUCGCUGGAAAAAAGCAAACAAUCUCAAUUGACCGAGUGAAACCUGCAUUCAUCUGUGACGAGAACAUGUCAAGUCAUCCUUGCGAUGACCAGCGUACUGUAGUUACGCAGUCCGGACACCGCGUCCGCUUCUUGGCGUAACUGGGGGGCAACUAUGGGUGCACACUCUGAGUGUUACCCUAUUUAAAGAUGUUCGUGAAACACUACUACUACUAAACAAAAGAGCAGAGUGAGUGAUGAAGAGAAGAUUUGAAGCGAAGAGAGAGUACGUUCGUAACUGUUGAAUAGAAAGCACGCGCCAUUUCUUCCGCGAAAUAAAAUUCAUUUAUUUCACAUAAUUCCGCGUUUUCCAUUAUUGAUUAUUUCUUCGUCCCCCACACCUGGUUUAGCAUUCAACUGUUUGUAGUGCACUGUAAUAAAAUAUUGCACACGGAUUUCGGAUUUUCUUCCGUUUCAAUGAAAGCACUCUCAUUCUGCGAAACCAUUUCAAACGACACGUUCUUCCCGCUAGCUAUAAGAUUUGUGCCAUGUCAAGUUAUUAGUUGGAAUAUAUCAAUCAUCAGUUUUAUGGUAAUUUUAAGCCAGAACACAGUCGGUAUAUUUUCGUUAUUCCAUGUAUUCCAUUGGGUUUUCGUUACCGACUGUUCUUUGAAACGUUACAAUGCUCUCCUAUUAGGUUUCAUCGAGUAUUCAUUAUUAAUUUGCUCCCUGGAAAUAGUAUGUCAUGUCCGACAGUGUGCGUAAAUACACCCACGCUCUUUCGCAUACUGUACCUACUAUCUAGGGGCCAACAACUCAGUACGCAAAACUCGUAAUUGCAUCCUUCGGGAGUAAACUGAGAUAUUGGGCUCUUCUUGUGUAAUGAUAUCCAAUUGCUUAGACGUAUGCUGUGCUGGAAUCAAUUGGGUGCGGUGAUUGGACUUUUUCUUCCAAUAGAUUAUGUAACAAGCAUCAAAAAUAAAAAAUUGCAUGGAUGCCUAGACACUGGCUUGUUUUCGUGACCAUGAAUGUUUCUGUUACUGAUUGGAAUUUCAGUUUUAUUCGUCAUGUUUUGCUUGUUAUGCAUUGAAAUACACUACGACAUGGGUUAAAAACACUGAAGUAAUUAAAAAACCCUUGCCCUCCUAAACUUGGUGCUUAUGAUCAACACGGAUUUUGUAAAGUAGCACACAGUAUUUUAUAAAACUUUUGGUUCCAAUUAUGAAGUUUCUUGGAUUAAUUUUUUCUCUUCUUUUCCUGUUUUGAAUGUAACUUGCGAAACCUGUUUGCUUGUGUAUUGACGAUUUUUUUGCGAAUUUAUUUUUAAAAAUUCUAUUAUUUUUCAAAAAUAAUUUAUAUUUUGUAUGUUUAUAAGUACCUAUGUCUUUGAUAUUGAACAAGACUUUCUCGUCAUUGUGCAUUUUAUUAUUACUGUACAGAUUUGAACUAAAAGAUUGAAAACGAGGUUGCAUAUUGGAGGUGUCAAUUCCAUUCAUUUGGCCACGUGCCGAUAAUUCGCUCCACUAGUACAUUUUCGAAACAUGAUGUAUACGACAAAUUUGCAGUCCUCUAGUAAUGCUACAAGUUUGUUGAAGAAAGCAGUACUUUAACUCUUAUGCCCAAAGUAUGAGAGCCCACUUUCAGUGGGUUAUUCAGCCAAUAUUUGCGGUAAAUAUCAUAAUAUUCACCUCGAAUAUUGGCUGAAUAUUGCCUUCAAGUUGGUCUUGGAGUACGAUGCUGGCCUAACAUACCAGUCAUCGUAGGUUCGAGUCUCGGCUCGGGAGAGUCUGUUUAGUGUCAGUAGGAUCGUAGCGCCUUGCCCCGCAAUUGUCCUUGUACAUUGAACAAUUGGCUGCGAAGUUUGUAUAUAGUAAUAAACAGAAAGUCAAGAUCCGAAUCAGAAUGUUAGCACUAAGGCUUUGCUUUGCUUUUAGGGGCUCCCACGCUUCGAGAAACUUAUAGUAGGUACUACUUAGCAUCCUAAAAUUGAAUAAGCAACCUUGAUUGAAAAGUUCGUCUUUUUUUACAUACUUUAGCAUACGCGCAUCUUACAUAUCUACAGAAAUGACAUCAAACAUCAUAAGUUCUAAUUUGCCUUGGAGAAAGCGGGGCUUAUGGCAUCAGAAUACCGCACAUACUUCGAACGAUGGUGCAAUGAAGUAUGUUCAACUUAGUUUAUUAGAAUAAUAUUAGCUUUAUUCGUCAUGAAACCAUUUCAAUCUGAACGUCUGUUCCCCUUGUCUGGGGCGACUCCAAUGGCGACUGACCCGAAGCGGAUGGCUGAACUAUGAAAUGUGCUUUUUCGUUUGUUCUACCGGGAAAAAUUAACACUACGAAUACUCAAGGGGCUGUUUCUAAACCUCGUGGUCAUAUUUCGAUUACUUUUUAUACGCCCCGUACCCCCCGUGGUCUUUUGGAACAAUCGACAACGACCUAGGCGAUAAAAUUAGGAUUGGGAUUGGAAGCUCGGUACAUGAAACUGUAGAUCGUUUAGCGUCCCGUAUACUACUCAAUCGAUCACUGAACGAACGGAUCUUACUGGAUCAACUUCGAUAGCGUCGCGCUCCAGGAACUUUUACGGAAGGGAGAGAAGGUACAGCGGAUUUAUGAACGUAUGGCACAAUACUACAAGUGAGGCGGUGUCACCAACGAGUACCGGCUUCAUAGCGCUUAGCAGAAAGCCGGUUUGUGUGAUCAAGUGGCAAACGAUCAACACUCCGAUGAAUACGUAAAUGACGAUACAGUAAGCAGACGCGUAAUAGGAACUGACCAGAAAGCACCAGCAGCAGAUGACCGAGUACCAGCGCCCGAUGUUCAUGAAGUUCUUUGUGAGAUCGGGAAGCUGAAGAACAACAAAGCCGCAGGCAAAGAUGGACUGCCGAGCGAGCUCUUCAAGCAUGGGAGAGAGAUGCUGGCUAGAGCGCUGCAAUAGGUCAUUUACAGGAUUUGGGAGGAUGAAAAACUGAAAGCCACGACCAAAUCUCUACAAUCCAACAUAUCUUACAAAAAUUUCGCGAAUGUAACGUGCCCACACAUUACAGGUUCGUUGACUCCACGGCGGCUUACGAUACAGUCGAUCGAGAACAGCUAUGGCAGGUCAUGCACGACAAUGGCCAUCAAGCCAUGGUGGCGCAAGUGAUGUGCUGUGUGUGUGUUCUUGGGGAAUAGUCCUUUUGAAUCGCUAAGAGAGUUAAUACAAGAUGAUAGACUUUAUUGUUUACUGUUCAACAUCUUCCUGGCGGGUGUGCUCUGGAGGGCAAACAUCGACACCUGGGGCACGAUCUUUACAUGCUCGGUCCAGCUUAUGGGUUUCGCGGAUGUCUUUGACAUCAUGGUAUGGCUUUGCGACAGAAGAGAAAACCUAUUCCAGACUGAAAGCCGAUGGCAGAUAAAUUGGAGCGAAAGGCUUCGAGGAGAACUCAACUCAAUUCUCUAAAGAUGGCGAUGAACUUGAGAGUGCUUCACUCCAGAGUGGUCACUGGUGACUGCCGACAAUGACACCAGCGAACUGAUCUAGGGAUGCAUCCAGGCUGGAAGUUGUGCCUAAUUUAAGCUCUGGAAGACGCUCUGGAAUCGAAUCAGGUGCGACUACGCGCGAAGUAAAAACCCUGAUUAGUAGUCCUCUAUGGAAUCGUGGCUUUUUGAGUUUUAAAAUAAAACAAAAGGUGCUGCGGCCUAUCUACUGUAAAGUACGGACAAUGAAGAUUGGCUAAUGCGCAUGAACACAUGUUGCCGGAUGACAACCCGGUGAAUUAACUUUUUUUUUCAGUGACCUUUCUGGCAGCAGAAAUAGACGGGUGCAGCGUGCACGUUGGCUCGACAAGAUCAAAGGAGAUUUGCGGGUGAUGAGACGACUUUGAAAAUGAUGGAACACAGCCCAGAACCGAGUAUCAUGGCGACAACUUAUUGAUACAGCACGAGCCGCUACGCCUCUUGUCUGAUUGGUAAGGUAAAUAAGGCCCAGAGCCGUAUUUGGGUGUUGGGGGCCUCUGGCAGAUAUUUGUAUGGAGCCUUCCUUCCUUGGAAUAUUUGUAGGUAAGAUUCAACAUUUAAAGAUUUAUUUAAAGAUAACGAGCAAAAAUCUGUCAUGCCUUCGAUUGGUGGUUGUAUGUCUUGACUAGGACUAGGGGCGCCUUCGAGUCAGAGGCGAACAACGAAAUCAAGAAUAAGAACAUUUGCUGUUGUUAAGCACCGAUUUCAUAUGUGUAUCGAACUCUCGGCAAGGGUGCAGAUCCAAAUUCAUUUUGAUAAUCUUUUCAUUCGAUUGGUAACGGAAAUUAUUUAUCGAUGAGGUAUUUGGAAAUGUGAGAACAAUAACAACUUAGCUUUAGGCACGUAAAUAUAUAACAUGAAAGAAAUAUGGCAAUUUUGAUCUCUUAAAAAAAUUGAAGUAAUUGGAAAUGCAAAUCAAUUUCGAAGGAAUACUAUUGGAUUUCAACCACCCUUGUCAUCUCACUUUUCUUCAACGCAUUGUUUUCAUACCAAUCAUCGUAACAAUAAACGCAGUACGUGUUUGUUGCAUAUUAUUCAAAGUUAAUCGCAGCCUAAGCAAUUGUUCUCUUACAAUUUGUAUAAUUUACCUAUUAAAAAUUCAUCUGACUAGGUAUUUGUCCUAAUGAAUAACACAAAAAGAAAGUUUUUGGAACACCAUCUGCUGAAAACAUCCACUAGUCGCUGAAACUCAACACAGUCCGCAGUAUUCCUCACAACUUUAAAAAGAUUGACAUCAUCGGCGUAAAAUUUACGGCAAUCAUCCGGAAGCGUUCGUAGCGUUCCAAGAUUGCUACCAUGCGGUACUCCAGAGACAUUUGUAAGCUGUGCUGAAAACUGAGUCCCUAUAUUCACACAUAAUGUUCGAUUCAUCACAUAGGAUGCAAGGCAAGAUGACAGUCUCAGUCUAUUGAUGUCUCGUGUAAAUCACGUCUAUCGCCUUUUUUGGAAACGGGAAAAAAGAUGGAAAACUUUCAACUAGAAGGACAGACACGUUGCUGAGGAUAUAAAUCGAACAGCAGGCGUAAUGGAUGAAUGAGUACAGCGGCACAUCGUUCCAGAAUACACGAUGGAAUUACAUCUGGCCCAACAGCGAAGUAUAAUUUUAAUUUAGCCAUGACAGCAAUAAUGUGAUGACUUGUAAUUUCAAGCAGAUUGGAAUCGAUAACAUCUCUAAGGAGGCCACUUAGAGCAGUGUCAACCUGAGCAUGGGAAGCAUGCGUUAAAAACUACGGGCUAAUAGAGUGCUUUUAUCAAACAGUGUCAUGCCAUGACAUUCACCAAGUGACAGUUGUGAAAAUGGCGUCGAAGCAAGAGAAUCAACGCAUGAAAAAAUCCGCGCAUCGCGAAAAUCCGUCUUACGUCAUAUGUUGCGGAAAGCUUAGCGGUUUGCGCCCAAACGGACGUCAUUCAUACCGAUUUGUCUACGGCGUUUGACAAAAUGAAUCAUGCCAUUACGAUUGCUAAAUUCGAAAGCCUCGGUAUUUGCGGCAGUGUGUUGCGUUGGUGCUGUUCCUAUCUCGUCGGUCGUAAACUAAUUGUAACAAUAGAUAAUUCUCAAGCAAAAGCUUUUUUGGUCUCGUCUGGAAUCCCACAAGGCAGUCACUUGUGACCGUUGAUCUUCCCGUUGUACUUGAAUGGUGUGAACUAUGAACUUAUAGGCCCUCGCUGACGAUUUAAAAAUAUUUAUGAUAAUCCGUUACAUGAUGGAUGCAAUCUGCCUCUAGCGAGAGUUUGACACCCGUCAAGCUUUCGUAGUCACUUCGGUAACCGUUAACAAAAAAUCGUCAGUUUUAGUCCGAUGUCCACGAACGUUUUGGUAGCUAAUCCGAAGUCGAGAAGAGUGGUAGUCAGUCGCAGGACUACGUUCUGUAAACACUUUAGACGGGACGUCGGGCUUCCGAGGACUGGGGGUGUAGUACGAAGCGUUAGUGGUAGAAACAGAUAUAACGGUAUUGUACUUGCAGUGAAUAACAUUUUGAUAGCCUUUUUCCCCGCUGCCGCACGUAGCCCAAGUAACACCCGCAACAUAAGUUAUAAACGAGUUAAGAACAAAUUGCAAGAGGAACAUUAAGUUUCAAUCCUCGCUUCUUCGUCGGCGAUAUCGUUUAUUUUUUUCAAGAUCUGACUAGUUCAAAUGUUAUAUUGUUUGUAAUAUGUAAUAUUGUAUUGACUCUCUGAAGAUAUUUUAAUUGUUAGCUUUAAAUUACACCAUUUGGGCACCUGCCUGCCUGUUGGUGAAUAUACCAAAUAAAUAAAUAAAAAGCUCUCGCCUUGGUGCUACAUUCCGAUCCGGAACUUGAUCUUCUGUUUUAUAUACACAGACUUCGCAGCCAACUGUUAAGUGUACAGGACAAUGGCGGGGCUAGCGCUACGAUGCUACUGACACUAACAGUCUUUCCCGAGCCGAGACUCGAACCUACGACAAUUGGCUUGUUAGGCCAGCAUCGUACCUCGAGACCGGCUGGGAGGGUUUUUAAUCCAUCAGAGGCUACCAUAGUGCAUGGGUUAAUGCAUUCCAGUAUGCCGCUAGUACGUUGUGCGGCGUCAGAUGAAUGGUCGUAAGCUAGUAGUAAACUGGAACACGAAGCUGAUUAGGUAAGAGAGUGUUGCCUUUCCCCAACACAAACGCAGGGCCAGAACGAAUCUGAUGGCAGGAAACAGAAUUAUUUCGUAAAAAAAUAACAAGCAAAACGACGUAGUGCGUUCUGGCGAAUUAAAUAAACCGAAAAUCUCUUAACUGCACGAUUUCUUUUUGAAUAGGUAGCAGUUUUAAGUACCAAAUAUCUAGUCAUUGAGUUGAUUGAGAAAGGAAAUUGUCACAAUCGUUUCGACCAAGCUUCAACUCAAUGACAUCGAAUUGAUUUAGGUUUCUUGGAAUUAAACGUUAGUUGCAGUGUUGAUACGAUGAUAUUUUGUCAAAUUGUCCACUGAUGCAGAAAUAGCGGAUGUCAUAAUAGACGGUUGGCGUCUACUGUCGACGUGUGUAGCACAGAAUUGUUUUAUAUAUUAUCUAUCCAUCCAUAGUAUUUCAGUGCAACAAAUGAAGACGAAAUCCUGCGUCGAAGCUUAAUUGAUUUUUGUUGAUUGGCAAAGAUUACGCUUAUCAAAGUUUGGUGAUUAAUGCUUGUUGAUAAGCGAUACAAUUACUGCUGAAUGAUUGAUAUCAAUUAGAAGUCGUGCACAUUGUUUAUUAUGUCAACCAUCACAAUUUUUAGCGUUUACUUUAUUUCAAGUCCAGUAUACCUGAUUAAUGCUCCUAUAUCCAAGCACAGAGAGCGGACGUUCAUCUUGUUUUCAAAAGAUGUGUAAAAACUUGCAACCGUCAUUUAACAGUAAGUAGUAAUGGUCCCGCUAUGUGGCGCUCGCGUCACUUGAAAACCAAGCAAGUUAUCGAUAAAACAUCGGUACAGCAAUAUUUAUGCAGUACAACUGGGCCACCACAAGGCAGAUGUCCUUAGUGAAUUAAUGUAUUUGGAUUUAAAUGAAUGUCUGUUCUCUGUGCUCCAAGUUUCCAUCUUUUCCACACAAACAUCAGUAUGUACAUACUGUUUGCAAGAUACCAUUCGUUACCAGUCGCUCCGUAAUUUCCGUAAUACAGUGCACAUUUCUAGUCAACCAGAAGAUUUGAUGAUAUUAGUAACGUAAUAAAAAGCUCAGAACGUUAUUCCCGACCAAAUCCGUACUGUUUAUUACUGGUCUCACGGUAUGACGUGUAUCGUGUAGCCCCGUGCUUGAAUCCUGCAAAUGUAAUGUACUCCACAUUAGAUUAGGGACAAGAAAAUUCAAUUCAAAUGUAUGCAAGCACAUCUGUCAACUGUGUUCCCUUAUCCACGAGGAUAAGCCUUUGUAUACUAAACAUGGAUUGCAGACAUAUAUUCCACAACAGUCUCGACUCGUAUGUUGGAUUGAUGCAUGAAAUAUGUAAAUGAACUUCAGGAAAAAAACUGGGAAAAUAAAAUGUGUAAAUGGCGCGCAUUUCAAGUGUUUCAGACGACGUUGACGAUCGGAGGCUGCCUAAUUUAAGUGAGCACAACUCCGUGUGUUUGGCUGAUACGUCCAAUUCCGGUGAUUUAUCGAGUGGAAGCGAUGAGCCCAUGCCAACUGCUAGACUACUGGAAGGAGAACAGACAAAAAAUUAGUGGCCGGCAAAGGUUUGUUCAACUGGCUUCCAAGCACACAUUUAUGAAAGGGAUACUAGAGUGCAACACGCUCGUCAUGAUAAUGCUUCAUUCCGGGGGAACAAUAACUGGGAAUGUGUACAUGUCUUUGUACGCGACUGUUUCGGUGGUCAGUUUUAUGCGUCUGCCGUACUUAUGAGUGCUGUUGUGCUUUUUCCCCCCUAGAUGCAAUGUGCGGUGCGGUGAUCGAUGUGGCGAUUUAAAAAAAGUGUGUUAUGAAAUUAAUUUCUCCGCGAAUAUUGUCAAGAAAGAAAGAAAACAAUUCAAUGUUUUAAGUUCGAGCGUUUUUUUUAAUUUUUUAACAAAAAACAUGCUAGUUAUGUCUUUUUAAGUUGUCAAAACAAAACGCGCCGUUAGUCAUGGUAACAAAAAAGGGUCUCGAUGAGCACCGCGUGUAGCCACUUGGACGCCGAAUUUAUUAAAAGUGUUUCGCAUAGCCAUACUGCUAUUACUGACCAAUGACUAUAUGCAUUGCUGCACAGUCUCGAUGCAUACCGUAAUAACAAUGGCCCAUUUUUUCGUUCACUGCUUGCAAAAAUUUAGCAGCAGUUUUAAAGUUGAUAAGCAGUGAAAAUGUGCCCGGAGAAAGGUCAUUGUUCUAAGGGCUGCUAAUGGAAACUAAUAAAUAGUAAAAAAAUAUUUCUACAUUUCAUUUGCUAAUACAUAUCAAGCGAUUCAUCACAAUGGUAUUUAGCGCUAUCGAUUACAGCAUCCGCUGCAGACAUUAUAAAACCUGUCAAACUGUAAAACAUAGCACACAUUUGUUGCAGAACUCGUUGCGAAAGUGAUUUAUUCAGAUGAAGGCUUUAGGCUUGUGUUUAGUUUUGGCGCUAAUAAGUGAAACGCUGAACCAACAAUCGACACAUUCAUAAAUGGCAUGAGAAAUGUUCUUCUUGGGAUGGGCGACGGCUCUGGAAGCUUGGGUGGAGGAGGCGGUGUCAACUUAGCUGAAAUGGCCAAUGAACAUUAAAUACAGUG
This is a messenger RNA of Wyeomyia smithii (pitcher-plant mosquito), 13357 nucleotides long. RefSeq lists its product as uncharacterized. NCBI's taxonomy places the organism in Eukaryota, Metazoa, Arthropoda, Insecta, Diptera, Culicidae. The annotation marks the transcript as partial. The transcript is spliced from 4 exons. The record is from RefSeq and is a predicted model, not a curated record.